AUGCCUCAAUUUAACAGUGCUGAAUUUAGGCACUUUGCAGCUGAUUGGGACUUUGUUCAUACGACUUCUAGUCCUCACUACCCCCAAUCCAAUGGACUGGCUGAAGGAGCAGUAAAGAUAGUAAAAAAUUUGAUCAAAAAAGCAGUUCACAGCAAUCAAGAUAUCAUGAAGGCCCUGCAAAUAUACCGUAGCACCCAUUCAUCAGUACCUUGUGAAAGACCAGAAUCGGAAGAUGAAGAUGAAGAAGUCCAUUUACAAGCCAAUGUAAAUAAUAAUUGUGAUAAUGAUGGCGAUAGAGAUAAUACUCAUGCAGAAGAUAUAAGCGCCCCACGACGUGGUGAACGCGAUUGGAAGCCAAAUCGUAAAUACUUUAACAAUGAUUACACUACAUAG
Molecule: messenger RNA, 393 nt
Organism: Anneissia japonica
Lineage: Eukaryota; Metazoa; Echinodermata; Crinoidea; Comatulida; Comatulidae
Exons: 1
Coding region: 1-393 (130 amino acids)
Biological process (GO): DNA integration
Molecular function (GO): nucleic acid binding
Source: RefSeq, a predicted model, not a curated record